Ornithodoros turicata is the source of this 2233-nucleotide messenger RNA. Its product is annotated as solute carrier organic anion transporter family member 4A1-like. Gene Ontology annotation, biological process: sodium-independent organic anion transport; transmembrane transport. The record is from RefSeq and is a predicted model, not a curated record. Bases 65 to 2209 code for a protein of 714 amino acids. Lineage: Eukaryota; Metazoa; Arthropoda; Arachnida; Ixodida; Argasidae. Gene Ontology annotation, molecular function: protein binding. Gene Ontology annotation, cellular component: plasma membrane. The transcript is spliced from 13 exons.
GCGCGCGCUAGCGUUCAAGCGAGACAGCAAGUGUGAACCACCGAACUGCAGUAGGCCAUUCACUAUGAGCUGGCCCCAUAACGAAGUGGUCGACCGGAAGGCUGAGAGUCACAGCAGCUUGUCUUCUUGCGGCAACUACGAGGACGUGUGCAAGCCUCCGCCCGGUGCUCCUCCCAUUCCUCAGCCCAAGAGGAAAGUGUCUCUCAGUCAUCUGCCCUUCAUUACGCAGCCUCAGAAUGAACAGGACAUUCGGUGCGGAUGGUGCGGCUUUCGACCAGCUUUCCUCGAGAGGUUCGAGCAUCCGCGGUACGUGCUGCUUGUUCUGUGUUGCAUGGUGUUCCUGCAAGGGCUCGUUGUUAACGGGACGGUUUACAUGGUGUUGCCGACUAUUGAGCGGCGUUUCCAGCUCAAGAGCUUUGAGACCGGUUCUGCGAUUUCGAUGUACUAUAUGGCAUCCUGCAUCUCUGCUCCCAUUGUCACUCUUGUAGCGUCGAAGCGGAGCAAGCCCACAUAUCUAGCCAUGGCUACCAUCGUUAUUGGGAUUGGCACCAUGGUGCUCACUAUUCCACAUUUUAUGGCACCACGCUACAGGCAUAGCUUAUCUGAGGAUGACCUUUGUCCAGCACAGCACCAAGACGCUGCAAUCUGUGCAUCUGCAAGAGGCAACUUGCGCACCUACCGUUACGUUUUCUGGUUGGGUCACCUGAUUAUGGGUGCCGGGUCCUCUCCCAUGUACACUCUAGCACUGACCUACCUGGAUGAGAAUCUUCCUACUACUUUAUCCACCAGAUAUAUUGCUAUCUAUCAUGCCACGUCGCUGCUGGGCACGGCUUCUGGGUUCGUACUCUGUGGAUACAUUCUGAAUAUCUACACCGACUGGGCUGUCGAUGCGUCCAAGCAUGGUCUCACAGCGGACAGCAAGGUCUGGGUGGGUGCAUGGUGGCUCGGGUACCUAAUAGGCUCCGCUCUAUCGUUCAUCGUUGCCUUACCAAUCAGCCUUCUACCCAAACAGCUCCCGUGCCGAAUGUGGGCCCAACUGGAGGAAAGAUGCGACGCCGUAACCAAUAAGUCCAAGUCCCUGAAACAUACGAACAAUGACAUCAAGCAUUUGCCUUCAAAUGUGGUACUGCUGCUGCGUAACCCAACAUUCGUCUUUAUCUGCCUCGCGGGAACCACAGAAACUAUGAUCAUAACGGGACUCGCGACAUUCAUCACCAAGGUAUUUGAGUCGCAACUUGGAUUGACCACUUCUGUCAUCUCCAAGGUUUUAGGUUGCGUAGCCGUGCCUAGUGCGUGCGCAGGCAUCCUUUUAGGCGGCCUGUGCGUCAACAAGUACAACUUGAGCAUAGAAGGCAUCAUCCGCAUGUGUCUUAUAUCUUCCGUCAUUCCGUGGUUCACCAGCUUUAUUUUCCUCUUCCACUGCCCGAAUCUCUCGUUUUUUGGUCUCAACCAUACGUCCAGCAGGUUUCUUGUCAACAAUGUGACGACAAAAUUCGACCAGUCAUGCAACGCCUACUGUGGAUGUCCAAUAGAGAACUACAACCCAGUCUGUGGCAAAGACAAGAGCACGUACUUUUCGCCCUGUUUCGCUGGCUGCCGAAGGGACUAUAUUUUCGAAAGCUUUAAAGUGUAUACGGACUGCGAAUGUAUCAACCAUGAGGGUGAGUCAUUCAUAGUGAACACGGGCACCACGGAGCGAGUCCAAGCGGAUCGCAAGAAGUGUCACCAGCAGUGCGAUAUUCUUCCCAGCUACAUCGUGGGAAUGAUCCUUUAUAUGUUCGCUACGUUUCUCACCUACACUCCGGGAUUGUCGGCGACUAUACGAUGUGUGGACCAAGACUUGAAAGGCAUAGCACUGGGAUUCCAGUGGACGGCCGUGAUUUUCUUAGGUGCGUUUCCGGCAUCCGCGGUGUUUGGUUACGGCAUCGACAAUAGCUGCAUUCUUUGGAACUCUGUGUGCGAGAAGGCGGGCGCAUGCGCGGUGCACGACAACGAAGUGAUGGCUCGGAACCUGUUCACUGCCACCAUUGUGUUGAAAACACUCUCAGUAUUGUUCUUCACGAACGCCCUUAUAUUCACGACACCCGAAGCUGACAAAGAUGUGCCGGCCGGAGGAUCUGUCGAAUACGACUCGAGUUCCGCUGUGGUGCCUCUGUCUCAGGGUCGUCGCGAUCGACUUCGACGCGCAUCCGUUCUAUCUCUCUAUUGAAAUAUAUUAAAUGGGUACACAAUA